UUUAAAUAUUUAAAUACUGCUGACCAAUGAUUCGAAAGGUUCCGAACAGUUCCGAAUAUUGUCGAAUGAACUUUCAUUAUUUCUUUGUGUUGACACUUGUUAUAGUGUUGUGAUUAAGGGAGGUUAUGUGUCACCUGUGCAGAAGUUCAGAAAAAGUACAUGAAUUGGCCUGUUUGCUACAAUACGCAAUUUUACAAUGGUUUAUUCUAUGAUGUAAAAUGAUAUCUUCAGAUAUUAAAUGUCAAACUGCGGCAUAAUAAGUUUAUCAUGUUCAACGUAGUAAAAUAACAAAUGAUUUUUGUCUAUAGUAGCAACUGAUUAUCAUCAAAAGGUUUAUAUUAUUAUUUAUUUGACAAUGAACAAAAUGAAGCGUAAAACCUUAACAAUUCAAGAAAAAAUGAAAAUUUUUACUAAAAUGGAUGAAAAUACUCAAUUAACACAAGUACAAAUUGCUAAGGAAUUUAAUAUUUCAACAUCCACUUUAUAUUCGAUAAUUUUAAAGAGAAAGGAACUUGAAGAGGCUGCAAAAACAGUUGAUGUAAAAAGAAAGAGAGUAAAAAGUGCAAAAUUUGAAGAGCUCGAAAAAAUUCUAUUCGAAAGUUUACAUCAAUUACGAUCCAAAAAUAUUCCCAUCAAUGGAUCUGUAAUCAGAAAAGUAUCAUUAGUUGUUGCUAAUCAGCUAAAAAUUGAAAAUUUCACUGCAUCAAAUGGAUGGAUUGAUCGAUUUCGAAAAAGAUAUGUCAUCAAUUGUAAGAUAAUACCUGGUGAAUGUACAUCAAUAUCAGAAAAUAUUGUUGAAGGAUGGAAGAAUAAUGUUCUCCCUAGAAUUUUAAAAGAAUACGAACCAAAAGAUAUUUACAGUGCAAACGAAUUUGGAUUAUUUUUCAAUUUAUUACCUGACAAUAGCAUGACUCAUGGUAUAGAAUAUUGUAAUGGAGAAAAAUGUAGCAAACAACGUAUCACUAUACUAUUGGCAUGCAACAUGGAUGGAUCUGAAAAGUUAAAACCCCUAGUGAUUGGUAAAUCUAAACAGCCAAAAUGCUUUAAGAAUAUUCGAAAUUUUCCUUGUGACUAUACUGAUCAAAAAAAUGCUUGGAUGACGAGUGAACAGUUCGAAUUCUGGCUAAGAAAAAUUGAUUUCCAGAUGCGUACAAAAAGGCGUCAAAUUCUUAUGAUAGUUGACAAUUGUCCUGCUCAUCCUAAAAAUUUAGAAUUUUUGACAAAUUUAAGAGUAGAAUUUUUACCACCCAACAGUACUUUUCACACUCAGCCACUUGACAUGGGUAUUAUUAAAGUUAUUAAACAUUACUACAGAAAAAUGAUUGCGCGGCGGAUUUUGACUGAGAUUUCUCUUAACAAUCAACAAACAUCUUUAAAUUGGAAAGUCAAUAUACUUGAAGCUAUGCACUUUAUUGCUGCAAGUUGGGAAAUUGUAAAUUCAGAAUCUAUUCAAAAAUGCUUCAAAAAAGCUGGAUUUACGAUGGAUACUGAUCCUGUGGAAUAUGCGGAAGAAAAUGAUUAUGAUGAAACUCGGCAGAUUAUGGUCAUCGAUGCAACGAGUGACUGUCCUGAACCUUCCUUUAAUGAGGUUGUAAAACGUUGGAAUGAUAUCCAAAAUUUCUUCAAUUCAUCAGUAUCCUUUGAUGAGUUUGUUAACAUUGAUGAUUACACACCUGUAUACGAAAUUCAUUUUAAUGAUAGAAUCAUUGAUGAUUACAUGUCAAAUGCUUCGAAUAAAGAAUUCGGUAGUCAAAAUAUUAUUAAAAGUGAUGAUUUUGAAAGAACGAAUAAAGAGAGUGACGACGAGGUUUCUAUUGUAACAAGGUCAGAGGUAAUGGACUCUUUAAAAACAGUACGUCGUUUUUUUAGCCAGCUUAAAGGAGCAGAUGAAAGUGUAUUCAGUUUAUUGAAUAAAAUUGAAAAUCUUACACUAGUUAAUGAAAAUAUGGAUCUCAAACAAACCACCCUGCACGGAUGGUUUAAAGAGGAUUUAAAUUAAGAGAGAAACUUGCUCACUCCUGUCUCGGACAACCUAUGCCUUCGUCUCUUUUCAUGUUACCCGAUUCACCACAAAGUAAAGGUCUUCAUACUUUUAUAAGGAACAGAUAUACACAUCGAGAUGAAUUCAUUUUUUACUCAAAGAGACUUAUACGCCUGGUUAUUGAAUACGCCUUGUCUCUUUUACCUUUCCAGG
Molecule: messenger RNA, 2194 nt
Organism: Leptopilina boulardi
Lineage: Eukaryota; Metazoa; Arthropoda; Insecta; Hymenoptera; Figitidae
Product: uridine-cytidine kinase-like 1
Exons: 2
Coding region: 356-1999 (547 amino acids)
Cellular component (GO): nucleus; cytoplasm
Molecular function (GO): kinase activity; DNA binding; ATP binding
Source: RefSeq, a predicted model, not a curated record